This is a messenger RNA of Salpingoeca rosetta, 3151 nucleotides long. RefSeq lists its product as uncharacterized. Gene Ontology annotation, biological process: proteolysis. The transcript has 4 exons. The record is from RefSeq and is a predicted model, not a curated record. NCBI's taxonomy places the organism in Eukaryota, Choanoflagellata, Craspedida, Salpingoecidae. Bases 336 to 3137 code for a protein of 933 amino acids. Gene Ontology annotation, molecular function: aspartic-type endopeptidase activity.
AACACGCCAGCACAGCCCGCCACUCACCCAGUUCCUCCACUCGACUUUCUCUGGUGGGUGAAGGUGCAUUGGCACAUCAUUGGAUUCCCGCCCUCUUGUCUCUCAGCUUGUCUCUCUCCCUUUUCUCUCUCAAGGAUCAGGUUGUAGGUCUCGAGCUCGCUCGCUGUUGCUGCAUCUUGUAUUCAUCACACUCUCCCGACCACCUGCCACAGCUCGACCAGUUGAAUAGGCUGCUGCCAGCGAGACAGGCAGGCAAGAGAGGCGAGCAAGACGCAGGUGUGCAUGUACGACAGCCUUCCAGCCAACCAAACACUUUGAGCGCAUCCAGACAAAGGAUGCCUGCAUCUGAAUUGCAAGGCAGCCGCUGUAUGCCAUGUAGCAAGAGCAUGGAAAGAAGAUUAUGCCAGCGUUGCUGCCACGCCGCUGUUCGAACGCUGCUGCUUGCUGUGCUUUGUGGGCUGCUCUACCACCGUGCUGUCGUGGCAGCGUUGCACCUGGAGCUCAAGGCAUUGCCAUGGACACAGCGGAUGGACCGAGCCAGCGGUGGUGAUGAGAGCUUCGUGGCAUACGUGGCCGAAGCCUAUGUCGGCACGCCUCCACAACGCAAGCGCCUUGUUGUGGAUACGGGGUCCUCCGCCCUUGCCAUGACACCGAUUACAGGGUCUAGUACCUUGAAUGUAACGACACAAAGGGACAGCAUCCGCUACGACAAAGGGUCCUGGGUUGGAGUGGUGUCUGAGGACGUGGUGCAGUUUGGAGACACGAGGUUGCGCGCACGCUUCACCACAAUCACGGAAUCUGCAGACCUGUUUCACGAUGUGGGCGCCCACGACGGCAUCUGGGGUCUCCUGUACAACCCGAGGCGGACCAGUAUGCAUGCAUUUGCCCAGCAGGACAAUGACCAAUCUUCGCCGUCCCCGCCACAGGCACAGCAACAGCAGCAGCAGCAUCACGAAGACACCCACAACAAGGCCAGCGACAAGGCCAGCAACAACUCACCAACACAGCAGGAGUCCACCUCCUCCAGAACCCCUGACUUUGCGCUUGCGCUGUGUGGUGCGCAAGGUGAUCUGUGGCUGGCCACGGAGAAAGCACACCACAUCUCCCGGCGCGAAUGGCAGCGCUCCGGUGUCGACAUGCACUACAUGCGCCUUGUAGCCGACGGUAUCUAUCUCGCCGCUCGAUUCAGCGGCGUCACCAUCCUCACACCCAUGGGCGCACACGCGCACGCCACGGGGGCCCAGCACUCGCACGCUGCUGCUGAUCGCGCCAGCCGCUAUCACAGCAGCAGCCACCGACGCGCCUCGCGCCAUCGCGUGCGCUCAGGCGGCGUGGAGACCAGGCCUUUGGAGUGGGACGACAACGUUGAUGUGUUCAGUGCAAACCACGCCACCGUCGCCAUUUUUGACACGGGUACCACGUUUCUGCUGUUGCCGGCAGACCUGUACAAGCGGGUGAUUAACGGGCUCAGGCGCCACUUUGAUCUUCAUGGCCUCUCCAUCCCCAGCAGUGUGUGGAAUGGGUACUGCGCAUCGUUGGAUCCAACACAAUGGCCACCGCUCGCCAUCCAUCUGAAAGGGUACACCAUCACCGUGUCCGGACAUCAAUAUCUCAACCAGCAGGGCAGGGGUAUCUUCUGCCUCGGCCUUGGCGUAUCCUCCUCCUCCCAUCGCGUCAUCCUGGGGGCUGCGGUGCUGCAGGGCCUGGUCCUCCACUUUGAUGUGGAACACAACCGCGUCGGCAUCGCACACCAGAAACCAGUCCUGCCCCUGAGCUCGCCCGAGUACGCCGCCUUCGACAGCGCCCCCAUUCCCUCGCUGCUUGCGCGCCACAACACCAAUAACCCCGUGGUGAAUGGGCCAGCACUCACCAAGGCGGCUGGCCUGCCACAGCACUACCCACGCCAGCAGCAGCCGAAAGUCGGCCACCCUGGCCACCUCACACCACAGGGGCGCAGGCACGGGCGCACACAGCAGCACAAUGCGGAGGGCCCCGUUGGGCACGAGCACGCGAAGCACCACCAGUCUCGACAGCAGCAGCGUAUGCUCGAGCGCGGGUUUGUCACCACGUCGGCGACGGCGACGGUGACGGCGACGGCAACAGGGCUGCCCGGCGCAGACAAUGAUGCCCUGCUUCCACAGCCGGCCGAGGAGAUGUUGCGGCAGCUGCGAGAGCACAGGAGCACACCUGUCCCGAGCUGGGUGCAGGACCCGGCAUCAACCACAGCACCGACUGUGCUGUCAACCACGCCACCGGGUGGCAGUGUCCCUACGACGGAGACGCGCCCCAGCGAACACCAGAGCAGAAAUAGCAGCAGCAGCAGAAGUCGUAACAGCAGUGGCAGCGGUGGUGGCAACAGCAAUGACGACAGCAUUGACGGCAGGGGUGGCAGUGUGAUCGGGCGUGGGCGCUGGCACACAUGCAUGUCGCCUUCGUCGGACUGGCGUCCGCAGCUUCCCCUGGGUGCGUCUGUGGCUGACGUGUGCGCGCUGCUGCGUGAAGGCGGCAGUCAUCAUGCUGACACGGAUGCCGUCUAUGGCCAGCUAUGUGUUUCCUCUUGCUCCAAGUGCGCUGCUGCCCGACGGUCUUGGUGCCAACGCCCUGCUCUUGAGGUGUGGAUCGGUGGCCGAAUCUCCGUGGUCGCGUUUGGGAAGCAUGCUGAGGGCGCGGAUGAUAUUGGGCUUUGCUGGGACCUGUCCUUGCUGCGCGCGCUUGGCAUUGGAGAGGCAGACAACGUGCCGCUUGUCUUCCUUCCUGGUCAUGGCUGGGCGUCAUUGCGGUUGCACUGCGCAGACACUGUGCUUUAUCAUGGCCAGUGCAGCCUGCCUGCGACGCUGGCCUCCCCGCUGUGUAUGCUCGUGACGUGGCUUGGCCUCUUCCUUGUCCUUGUCGUGGCGUACGAGCUCCUGAGCGCCGUCCACGUGUGGUGCGUUGCUUCGCCACAAACGCGUAAUGACCAUAGUGGCCCCAUGUGCGUGGGUCUGCCGCUCAGAGAGCAGCAUACCAGCGACUCGGGCAGUGCUGACAACAGCAGUCGCGCCGUUGAGGCGGACGAUGAUGCUUGCAAGGGUGCACAUGCGUCAGGACGCAAGGCUCUUUAUGACUCGGAGGCUGUCACCUUCAUGUGUGCUGUGUGAUGUUGUGACAUGUG